GAUCCAACCUACCUAACUGUCAACUCAGCAACUCCCAAAAGACUCUCCAUUCACUUCUCAUCAUUCCUUUUUUUUACGCAGCACCAAGAACCUGACUUGCAAUCAAUCAUAUAUCAUAUUUCAAAGUGACUCAUCAAAUUAUUAUUCAAUUGAUAAUAGUAUAUUUUUGUUUUUUUCGUUUCGGUUUUCUUUUUUCUUUUUUCCAGCGUAGCCGCGCCUGUCCAGCUUUAAAAGGCAAGCAACCACGCCACCCCUCACCUAACGCCUACUUAUCGCGCCGUCCUAUAAUUGGUCGGCAUUCUACUUCAACACAACAUUCUGCCCAACCUGUGGUCAUGCAAGGAAGUAAAGUUCAGUAUGGCGCAAGACAAAAUGACAUUAGAAGACUGGCUGGACGACCUCUGCGUCCGAUUCAUCAUAAACCUCCCCCGAGAAGACCUCUCCUCAGUAGCACGUAUCUGCUUCCAAAUUGAAGAAGCACAAUGGUUUUACGAAGAUUUCAUCCGACCUCUAGAUCCUACCCUACCCUCCAUGUCCCUGCGGAGCUUUAGUCUUAAAAUGUUCCAGCACUGCCCUCUACUUGCUUCCUUCUCCGCAGAUGUUCACAUCAAAGCUUUUGAAGAGUUUAUGCAGUACAAGACAAGGGUUCCCGUUCGGGGAGCAGUUAUGCUCAACGAUAAUAUGGAUGCCGCCGUUCUCGUCCGGGGUUACAAGAAAGGAGCGAGUUGGAGUUUCCCACGAGGAAAAAUAAAUAAAGACGAAGACGAUCUUGACUGCGCUAUUCGUGAGGUUUACGAAGAGACGGGCUAUGAUCUCCGGGAAGCUGGUCUUGUUGAGAAGAAUGAACCAGUCCACCCCCUCGAGGUUACUAUGCAUGACCAACAGGUCCGGCUCUAUGUGUUUCGCGGCAUACCGGAGGAUACUAUCUUUGAAACAAGGACCAGGAAGGAAAUCGGCGGUAUCAAGUGGUACAAAGUAGAAGAACUACCGGCGUAUCGCAAGAAGAAGGGGGCUGGCAAGAAUGGGGUUGGAGGCCCGUCCAAUGAGAAGUUUUACAUGGUCGCCCCGUUCAUGGUCCAGCUACGACAAUGGGUAAUGAAACAAAAGAAGCUAGACGCGCAGAAAUUUGGACAUCCCAACGCUCAUAACCAUCCACAGCUCUACGAGGAGAAUUUCACAGAUGACAAUAUCGCCCACCAACCAGUCCAGGUACCACCCACCGCAGGCUCGAACUUGGAAUACAUCGAUAGUGCAACAAAGGAGCUGCAUAGGUUGCUCAAGGUUAAACCACCUACCCAGGGUCUUCAAAUAUUAUCGCCGACUUCAGACCAGCAAGCUGGACAGGCUCUACUGUCUCUACUACGACCAAAGGCAUCAAAUGAUGAGGAAGCGUCUCGACAAGCACAAGGAGGGAACACUCGUAUACCAUUUGAUCCCUCCUCUAGCAAAGCCCCUGAACCCGUGGCUCCGCCGCAUCAUCAUCACCAUCACGAACAACAUAUACCUGUCUCCAGUUUCGCAGGAGUGCGGCACGUUCCGGCGAAUCUAAACCUACAUUAUGGAACAUCACGACUGGCAAGCGAAGCAAACCCGAACCCAAGCUACGCUCAACAUCGGGCCCGCCCACACGUCAACAUCACUACGGAGCUUCCUGGCCCUCCAUCGUCCCUAGAACAACCUCGUCAACCACAGAAAGAGCCGGUACAACUCGUUCACCCUCAGCCGUUACCACCGCAGGUACAAAAAGCUAUGCUCCUGCGUGGCAUGGCUUCUUCCCCACAGGUUACAGAUAAUACGGCUGGCCGACCAGGACUUCCCAGAGCACCCCAAGGAAACCAAGGUAAUCAAUACGGUACAUACGGUCCCCAGGCUCACAACUAUGGCCCGCAAGGUUUGUACCCUGAGGGGAUACCGCCUACUGAGCUACCUGCGCAUCCAGCCAACUUGUUGAAUGUCCUAAAGGGUGGCACAGCACAACCAGAUGUGAAUCAAGGUCUUGUGCCGGAACUACCAGGACAGGCUGCGAACAUGCCAAUGGCCCCAAACCCUCAACACCACUUCCCCGCACCGGGUAAUGCGUUUGCUAGCCAAUACGAAGCUACGGCCAUGCUUUCUAGCCUGAACAAUCUAUCAAUAAAUAAUGGUCAUGCCAUAUCAUCAGGGCCAUCAUCAGGGCCUGGAGCUAGACCUAACCUCCCGACCGAUAAACAUCGCACAGAUCUCCUCAAUAUGUUCAAGAAGACGGAGUCGUUGGCAUCACAAAAUGAGGUGGAUAGGGAGAUGGUAGCCCAACGAUCUUCCCGAUUAAGCGAAGGCGAGAGGCAACAAUGGCCUAGCCAGUCUCACUCCACUGCUGGUUCCGUACGAUCUGCGGCCCACGAGAAUAAUCGUCCCGUGCAAAUGAACCCCGAAGCUAACCUUCCGUUCCGAGCACUUACCAUAUUGUCUCGGCCUCAACCCGGGCAACAGUCGCCGACUCAGAAUAGGGUAGCUUCGGCUACCGGGUCAGAAACAGGUCGAUAUCCAGCUACGACGUCGCAGCUUAGUCACAGGUCGUUCAACAGGGCGUCGCCCCCUUAUACGAAUUCGUCCCCAAGACCUUAUCAGUUGGUGCCGCAGAAGACGCAACAAUUGGGGCGGUCAUCACCGCGGACCUACGCAGAUUCAACUCACUCUUACCCAUACGGCACCUCGCAAGGGAGUCAGCACAAUGCACUAUCGCUACUUCAAGGUCCCCCUUCUGCAUCAGCAUUACCAGUUCCGGGUAGCAUACAGUUUCGACAAGACUCGACUGCGGAGCAGAAGAGCACACUUUUAUCGCUCUUUGGAAAAUCACCUUCGAAUUUCGAACAGACCAAAGGGAAAGAGCCAGCGAGUGUCGACCAAUUCGGUGCCAGCGCAGCGCCACGAUCUCGGCUGGGCUCAGUUGCUUCUAGCGGAGGCGAUGGGAGAUCGGGCUUGCGGGGGAGCGUAUCGACGCGUGAGAGCCAGGCUCCCUUGUCGUCAGCAGAUCGGAACUUCCUAUUAAAUUUCUUAGAGAACGCAUCUAACAGUGCUUCGCGUUGAUGGUGCGUAUUCGCUCAGGAAGGGUCAUAGAAUAAAGGGCUUUAUGAUCUAAGGAUGGGCGGAUUUUCAGAUGGAGGCGGGAAAUAAGAAAUAUGGGAAGGUUAGCUCUCAGGGGGCUAGCGAUGAGCAUCAGUAUACCCCCCUAUCAAUGCAAGCUAGAAAAUUGCAUUGCUAAUAUAUAGGCGUCGGAACUUUCUUUUUCUUCUCCGGGAGCUACAUGAUUUUAAAGCCUUAUAUGCGAUAGUAUUUGCGAAUCUUUUCAUCUUAUUUGUGGAUGAAGAUGAUGAUACCAUAUGCAGUGCAGCUUUGUUUUUACGCGUUUACUUUAAUAUACUUGUUAUCCACAUUACCAAUCUCGAUGCAUCUACUGUAAGUUGAUGUGUUAUUCCGAAGAUUCACUAACUUUAUUCUUGGAUUUGCCUUCUUCACU
Daldinia caldariorum is the source of this 3496-nucleotide messenger RNA. RefSeq lists its product as uncharacterized. Gene Ontology annotation, cellular component: P-body; cytoplasm. The record is from RefSeq and is a predicted model, not a curated record. Gene Ontology annotation, biological process: nuclear-transcribed mRNA catabolic process, nonsense-mediated decay; deadenylation-dependent decapping of nuclear-transcribed mRNA. Lineage: Eukaryota; Fungi; Ascomycota; Sordariomycetes; Xylariales; Hypoxylaceae. Bases 358 to 3066 code for a protein of 902 amino acids. The transcript is spliced from 2 exons. Gene Ontology annotation, molecular function: manganese ion binding; RNA binding; 5'-(N(7)-methylguanosine 5'-triphospho)-[mRNA] hydrolase activity.